Zasmidium cellare ATCC 36951 is the source of this 474-nucleotide messenger RNA. RefSeq lists its product as uncharacterized. Bases 1 to 474 code for a protein of 157 amino acids. Gene Ontology annotation, molecular function: transcription coregulator activity. The record is from RefSeq and is a predicted model, not a curated record. The transcript has a single exon. Lineage: Eukaryota; Fungi; Ascomycota; Dothideomycetes; Mycosphaerellales; Mycosphaerellaceae. Gene Ontology annotation, cellular component: mediator complex. Gene Ontology annotation, biological process: regulation of transcription by RNA polymerase II.
AUGGCCCUCAAACAACCCAUCAAAACGACCACCAACGCGCCCGCGCAAUCCACCGAUACUGCCGCCGCCCUACACCUCCCACCACCCCAGACCUUCGACAUCCUCCCCGCCCUCUACGAACUCCUCGCCCGCGUCGACAAGCACCAAAACCAAACCUCCCUCCCCGGCGAGCCGGAAGGCUACCACACGCUCGAAGGCGCGCCCGGCGACAUUGGAGCGACGUACAGCAAGAGCAAUCCGAGCGAGCAUCAGCAGCCGUUGAAUCCCAAGGACCUGCCGACUGCGGCGUUGGAGAUCAAAGGAUUGAUCAGGAAUGCGCUGAGGGAGGUGGAGAAGUUGCCGGAUGUGGACAGGGAUGUUGAGGAGCAGGAGGAGGAGAUUGGGGAGUUGGAGGAGAGGGUGAGGAGGCAGAGGGAGAUGUUGAGGGGGUUGGCGGAGGUUGCGAAGGGGAUGGAGGGGAGGUUGGGGGGUUGA